Dimorphilus gyrociliatus is the source of this 664-nucleotide messenger RNA. NCBI's taxonomy places the organism in Eukaryota, Metazoa, Annelida, Polychaeta, Dinophilidae. The record is from the annotation of a GenBank genome assembly.
CAUGGCGGACGAACCGAACAAACGCUUAAUUCGUCGUGAGAAGAUUAGUAGAUAUGGAAUUGCUUCAGUGUGGGGUGAUUCACCGAAUGAAACUUCAGACGAUUCGCAAUACGAAGACGAAGAUAUUAGAAAAAGAAAAAAGCAUUCAAAAAAGAGCAAGAAAUCUAAAAAAAAGCAUAAAAAGAAACAUAAGAAAGAAAAGAAAAAGAAAAAGAAAAGAGAAUCAUCGUCAUCAGAUGAAGAUGAAGAAAGAAAUUAUUCAACCAGUGAAGAACAGGAUAUUAUAGGCCCUCUACCAGAAAAUGAAGAGGAACUGACACAAACAAAGCGUAUGGACUAUGGUAAAGCUUUGCUACCUGGAGAAGGUGCAGCAAUGGCAGCAUAUAUUGCUGAAGGAAAGCGAAUUCCAAGAAGAGGUGAAAUUGGAUUAACUAGUGACGAAAUCACUCGUUUUGAAGAAACUGGCUACGUUAUGAGUGGUAGCAGGCAUCGACGAAUGGAAGCUGUACGUCUUCGUAAGGAAACUCAAAUUUAUAGUGCCGAUGAAAAGCGUGCUUUGGCCUCUUUUAACUAUGAAGAAAGGAAGAAGAAAGAAAAGAAAAUGCUCGGGCAAUUUAAGCAACUUAUUCAAAAGAAGAAGAAAAGCAAUAGCGAUCCUUAUUAA